AUGGGAGCUGAGAAUUACACUUCCACCAGAGAAUUCAUCCUACUUGGGCUCACCAGCCAUCCCAGAUCCCGGCUGCUACUCUUUGUGGCUGUUCUCCUUAUCUACUUGCUUACCAUCCUUGGGAACUCUCUGAUCAUCAUACUGGUGUGGGCUGAUUCCCAACUGCAUACCCCCAUGUACUUCUUUCUCAGCCAUCUUGCCGGCAUGGAGAUCGGGUAUGUUACUAGCACACAGCCGCAGAUGUUGGCCCACCUUUUGAGUGGAAAUGGAACCAUCUCCUUAGCACGUUGCACACUGCAGGGUUACAUCACUCUGGCCAUGGGUAGUACUGAAUGUUUGCUCUUAGGAGCCAUGGCUUAUGACCGCUACUUGGCCAUCUGCCAUCCAUUGGUAUAUGCAUUGGCCAUGGACAGGUUGCACCAAAUCUUGCUUGCCACAUCCUGUUGGACCAUUGGUUUUGGGUUCUCUGCAAUUUAUGUCAUCUGCACCUUUUGUCAUCCCUUUUGUGGCCCCAACUACAUCAACCACUUCAUCUGUGAACCACCUGUUGUGCUAAAACUUGCAUGUGGUGACACAAGAAUCACUAAAGUCAUUGGUUUUGGUCUUUCAACUUGCAUUGUUCUUGUUCCCCUUUUUGUUAUCCUGACUUCCUAUGCGUUCAUUUUGGAUUCUGUAUUGCACAUGCGGUCAACAGCAGGAUGGCAUAAGGCUUUCUCCACCUGUGGUUCCCACCUUGCUGUGGUAAGCUUAUUCUAUGGCACAAUUAUCUCUAUGUACAUUGUCCCUCAGUCGGACUCAGCCCCUGAUCAUGACAAGAAAAUUGCUGUCUUUUACCUUGUGAUCACUCCCCUUCUUAACCCCAUCAUUUACACCCUGAGGAACAAAGACAUCCAUUCAGCAGUACUCAAAAUGCUGAGAAGAUGGGACCUUGAAGAAAAAAGAUGA
This is a messenger RNA of Python bivittatus (Burmese python), 945 nucleotides long. Its product is annotated as olfactory receptor 2G3-like. Gene Ontology annotation, biological process: G protein-coupled receptor signaling pathway. Gene Ontology annotation, molecular function: olfactory receptor activity; G protein-coupled receptor activity. Lineage: Eukaryota; Metazoa; Chordata; Lepidosauria; Squamata; Pythonidae. The record is from RefSeq and is a predicted model, not a curated record. Gene Ontology annotation, cellular component: membrane.